UGCUCUUCCGUCCCCCUUCCUUUCUCCGAACGGACGACGACGACGACGACGAUGCCGGGCGGCCUAGUGAUCGUGGACGAGGCGGACGAUGCGGUGCACUAUGCGGGCAGCUGGGGCAAGUCCGGAGCGGACCUUGAGUUUGCGCAGACUACGCAUUGCACGACGACGCAAGGGUCAACGGCGUCGUUUUCUUUCGUCGGGACUUCUAUAUCCGUCUACGGCACCAUCGCCGUCAACACCACCGCUGGCGCGCUCUCCUUUGUGCUCGACAACCGGAGCAGCGCGACAUAUACGCCUACCAAUAUGCCUAGUGUCAUCCAUCACGAGCAAUUCUACUCUUCUGGCACAAUCGCCAAUGGCUCCCACUCCCUGGUUAUAACACAGACAGCCGUGGACCCAGCGCGCUGUGUGCUCUUUCUUGAUUACAUUACGUAUCAAGCAACCGUGGACGGGCCGGGGCCGUACUUCAUCGACGACAGAGACACAACGAUCGCAUAUACCCCGGCGUGGACGGACUUUGGCUCCGAGCAGGACUUUAUGCAUACGAGCAGGGCAACGCCUGGCGCAGGCGCAAAGUUAACGUACACCUUUAAUGGCCGCGGGAUAUCGUACUACGGCGGGAUCACCGCUGGAAACCGCACAAAUGCGUCGAUAUCCAUCGAUGGCGGGCCGCCCACCUUCUUCGUGCCCUCUCUCGCACCGGGGAUCGUGAAGGUCAACAACUUGUACUACAACUCGGGCGACCUCGCGGACGGGCGGCACACACUUGUUGUCAGCGCGAUGAACGAUAACCCAGUGUGGAUGGACUACUUUCUGGUUGUCCCCCCGUUGCCGGCUGCCCCGGGGACUGGUGGUGGUGGAGCAAGCGGGGGCGGAAGUAGUUCAACAAUGUCAGGCCCCGGGCAGAGCGGGACAACUCUUCCCGGGGGCACAACCACGACCGUUAAGUCGAGCACUAACGUCGGCGCGAUCGCGGGCGGGGUCAUCGGGGGCAUUGUCCUCCUCGCUUGUCUGGCUUUCAGCGCGCUCUUUCUCUACCGCCGCCGCCAGAACGCUGACGAAGCCAGCUCCCGAAACGCACCACGGCCGGACAUGACUUAUUACCAAUCGAGUCUCGGCUCGCGACCUGGUGCCCCGCCUGGCAGCGCCCCCGAAAACAUCAUCGCACCGUUCCCAAGCUCCCUGCAGGCGAAUUACAGCCAGGCCACUGUGGACCACCAGCAGCCACAACAGCCCGGCCAACAGCCCUAUCCCGCUCACCCUUACCACGCGCCAUACGACUCCCAGUCCGCCAUUUCCGCCGGGUCGUCCUCGCCACCCCUGCGGGCGCAGCGGCCAAGUCACGUGCCUGCGACGUCCUUCUCCGCGGUUUCGUCGGAGCUCACGCCCGAGCACGAGGCGGACGACGGGGACUCGGCCUACACGGGCAUCGCUGCGUCGUCUUCCUCCCAAGGGGUGCGGCAGCUCCCGCUCGCCCCGGUCAGGGCGCCGAGCGCACGGGCAAGCCCGCAGGUCGCCCGAAAGCUUGCGAAUGAGGUGCGGUUUCAGGGCGCAACAGUGCGGGACGGUGCGGAGGGCGGGCCGCCGGUGUACGAUGGGUGA
This is a messenger RNA of Mycena indigotica, 1602 nucleotides long. RefSeq lists its product as uncharacterized. The record is from RefSeq and is a predicted model, not a curated record. Lineage: Eukaryota; Fungi; Basidiomycota; Agaricomycetes; Agaricales; Mycenaceae. The transcript is spliced from 2 exons. Bases 52 to 1602 code for a protein of 516 amino acids.